This is a messenger RNA of Paraglomus occultum, 1272 nucleotides long. The record is from the annotation of a GenBank genome assembly. NCBI's taxonomy places the organism in Eukaryota, Fungi, Glomeromycota, Glomeromycetes, Paraglomerales, Paraglomeraceae.
AUGGAUCAUGAAGAGAAAGAGUCCGAUAAAAGAAAACAGAGUGAAUCCGAUUAUGAACCAAGUAGCAGUCCUACUUCCUCUGAUUCGGACAAUAAUCGAAAAAAAAAGCAAAUUCAGACCAAUAAGAAUGAAGACAAUCCAGCGCCUGCAAUAAAUUCUAUACUAAACAAUGUGAUAAUAUCACAAGAUUUACCAACGUUGGUAAAUCAAGAUCAAUUAUCGACUUUAAUAGUUACAAAUCCUAUCAUCCAAACCCCGGGGACUCCACCGCCAAGGCCUAAUGUCAAUAAUAUACAGGUUACUCCUCAAAAGUCGGUGCUUUUUAAGGAUUCCGUUACCUAUCUACAAAAUCAUAUAAAGAUAGAUGUAAAUGAUCAAGGAAUGAUCAUAAAAGACAAUCAUACUUCGGAAGAAAUCUCUAGUAUAAUUCGUAAUUGGCUCAUAAUGGCAUUAACAUCAUCGAAAGAGGAGUUUGUAAAAGCUAUCAUGACUCCUUUAAGUUCAGAAGCAAGUCCAAAAGAUCAUGAUUUCCGUCAAAUUUGCGAGUUUAUACUUUAUGAUUUUUAUUUUAUGACAAAGAAAGGUCCAUUAAAAAGAGAUAUCGGUGAGCGUACGUAUAUUGUCGAAAGGAUCGUUCCCCUGUUCAAAGCAAUUCAAUCGGUAUAUAAUGAAUACAAAUUUCAUUGGAUCGAAGUUGAAUUGGAUUGUAUAAGGGAAGUGAAGCAGAUAUUCCCCAAGUUUGAUUUACCUAUAAACCAAGCUGAUGGUCUUGGAAUGCGGAAUUCGAGUAACAAGGCGGUCGUUUUUAUCGAAGUAUUGGGUGGGCCUGAAAACACAGAUCAAAAAAAAUUAAAAGAAGAUUCAGAAAAGCUUCUGAAAGAAGCCGUAUUUGGUCUUGUUUCCUUAUUACGAAAUUAUUUGGACAAAAGUGCGGGAGAAUCGAAACAGUUAUACACGUUCAUAAUUCAGGGCAUCGGCGACCGGCUAACGCUCAGUAAAUUAUGCUUAAUAAAUAAGCAUGUUUACAAAGUUUCGCAGAUCAAAUCUGCAACCCUCCCAUUCGAAUUCAUUGAUGUGGCGGAUUAUUUAGCAGUCUUUGAAUUCCUUUAUAUUCUUGUGAGCGAGCUCGAAAUUCAAACGGGUGUAAUUAAUAAAUUAAGGCUAUCUGAAUCAGUCGAUGGCGUAACUGUACCAAGAAUUCGCGAUUGGAUUUGGCUACCGGAUUCGAUUUCUGCAUGGAAAUGCGAAGAGAUUCAAAAUGAAGAUCUAUGA